Didymodactylos carnosus is the source of this 558-nucleotide messenger RNA. NCBI's taxonomy places the organism in Eukaryota, Metazoa, Rotifera, Eurotatoria, Philodinida, Philodinidae. The record is from the annotation of a GenBank genome assembly.
AUGGCAGUAGCGGCAGUUAGUAUCAUUGAUAAUGCUAAAAUUUAUAAUAAUUUAGAAGAUGGUAUAAAAGAUAUUGAUUAUCUAUAUGCCACUAGUUCUACUGCCCGCAAUAUGAAUAAACAUUAUAUUUCCUCAAAGAACUUACCCCAAGAUUAUCCUAGUGAUCUUAAAGUAGGGAUUAUGUUUGGAAGAGAAAGCUGUGGCUUGCGAAAUAAAGAAAUUAUUUAUGCUAACAAAAUUAUUAAUAUAAAUACUGGCGAUUUUGGAUCAUUGAACGUUGCUCAAGCAGUAGUGGUUAUAUGCUACGAAUUAUUUCAUGCUAGUAAAUCGCACAAGAUCAAUAAUAUUAUAAACGAACAAAAACUAGCAACACGAGGAGAGUUAGAGUAUUUUUUUGAACAUUUAUUUAGUGAGCUGACUAAUAAAAACUUCUUUAAGGUUCGCGAAAAAAAGCCCCAUAUGACUCAAAAUAUUAUGAAUAUUUUUACUAGGAUAGAUAAAUUAUCGAGUACUGAACUUCAAACUUUAAGAGGAAUUAUUAGCACUCUUAGCUCAUAA